GAAGGUUCUCAGAGAGAGAGAGAGAGAGAGAGAGAGAGAGAGAGAGAGAGAGAGAGAGAGAGAGAGAGAGAGAGAGAGAGAGAGAGAGAGCGUGCAUCUUUGCGUCGCUAUUGGCUUCUUCUCCCUCCGCAGGCACCUCUCACGCCCUCUCAGAGCAGCGAUGCUCCUACCUGGCGAAGAGCGGAAGACCCGCAGCAUCAGCACCGGUGGAUCUCCAUGACGACAAAACCCCGAGCAUGGUGCAGAAAUCCCGCAACGGCGGGGUGUACCCCGGCCCGCAGGCCGAGAAGAAGCUAAAGGUGGGCUUUGUGGGGCUGGAGACGGGCGCGACGGAUUCCAACCGAGACGGCGCGCUGCUCAUCGCGGGCGCCGAGGCGACCAAACGAGGCAGCAUCUUGAGCAAACAACGCUCCAGCAUCUCGAGGAAGAGGCCACCGAAACGCAACGCUUUCUACCGACGCCUGCAGAAUUUCCUCUAUAAUGUGCUGGAGAGACCGCGCGGAUGGGCGUUCAUCUACCACGCUUAUGUUUUUCUGCUGGUCUUCUCGUGUCUGGUUCUGUCUGUGUUCUCCACCAUCAAAGAAUAUGAGAAGAGUUCUGAAGACGCGCUCUACAUACUGGAAAUAGUAACUAUUGUGGUUUUCGGUGUGGAAUACAUCGUUCGGAUCUGGUCUGCAGGAUGUUGUUGUCGAUACAGGGGAUGGAGGGGGAGACUCAAAUUUGCCAGGAAACCAUUUUGUGUUAUCGACAUCAUGGUGCUGAUUGCCUCUAUAUCAGUACUGGCGGCUGGGACGCAGGGGAAUGUGUUUGCCACCUCUGCAAUCAGGAGUCUCCGAUUCCUCCAGAUACUUCGAAUGAUCCGUAUGGAUCGCCGCGGAGGAACCUGGAAGCUCCUGGGAUCUGUUGUCUACGCUCACAGCAAGGAAUUGAUCACCGCCUGGUACAUCGGCUUUCUGUGUCUGAUUCUGGCCUCGUUCCUAGUGUAUCUUGCUGAGAAAGAAGACAACGAGAUGUUUGAAACCUAUGCCGAUGCCCUGUGGUGGGGUCUGAUCACCCUGACGACCAUCGGCUACGGUGAUAAAUAUCCGAUAACCUGGAACGGACGUCUCCUCGCGGCGACCUUCACCCUUAUCGGUGUGUCAUUCUUCGCACUUCCUGCGGGAAUUCUGGGUUCUGGUUUUGCCUUGAAAGUUCAGGAACAGCAUCGACAGAAGCAUUUUGAGAAACGCAGAAAUCCAGCCGCUGGCCUCAUUCAGGCUGCCUGGAGGUUUUAUGCCACAAACUUGAAUCGCACGGAUUUAUAUUCGACGUGGGACUAUUACGAGAGAACUGUAUCAGUACCAAUGUACAGACUCAUCCCUCCACUGAACCAGCUCGACUUACUGAGAAACCUGAAGAGCAAAUCUGGUCUUUCCUUCAGGAAGGAAAACCAGCCCGAACCAUCUCCAAGUCAGAAGGUGAGCCUGAAAGAGCGUGUGUUCUCCAGUCCGAGAAACUCUGCGACAAAAGGGAAGAGCUCCCCUCAAGGCCAGCAGCCGCUACGACGCUCGCCCAGUGCAAACAGCAUCGAAGACAGCCCCUCAAAAGUGCCCAAGAGCCUCAGCUUUGGUGACCGCAGUCGCGCUCGACAUGCCUUCCGUUUUAAAGGGGCCGCGUCACGCCAGAAUUCGGAAGUUCUCAUUGAGAUGCAAGAGGAAGAUUUGAGACACAGGAACUCUCCAGAAGCCAGCCUGCCUGGAGAAGACAUUGUUGAUGACAAUAAGAGCUGCCAUUGUGAGUUUGUCCCUCAAGAUUUAACGCCGGGACUAAAAGUUACCAUCAGGGCUGUGUGUAUUAUGCGGUUUAUGGUGUCCAAGAGAAAGUUUAAAGAGAGUCUGCGGCCGUAUGAUGUGAUGGAUGUUAUCGAGCAGUAUUCUGCUGGACACCUCGACAUGCUGGCGAGAAUUAAAAACCUGCAGUCCAGGUUAGAUAUGAUAUUGGGUCCUCCGGGUCCCAGCACCCCUCGCCAAAAGAAGUGUUCAACCAAAGAAGGCAAAGAGUCGCCCCAGUACCCUUCUAGAGUGGAUCAGAUUGUUGGUCGAGGGGCUCCGGUCACAGAUAAAGAUCGUCCUAAAGCCACCACAGAAGGAGAUCUGCCUGAAGACCCCAGCAUGAUGGGUCGACUCGGGAAAGUCGAGAAACAGGUGAUGUCAAUGGAGAGAAAACUGGAUUUCCUUGUGAACAUCUACAUCCAGCGAAUGGGCAUACCACAGGCUGAGACGGACGCUUACUUUGCUUCUAAGGAGCCUGACCCAGCUCCUCCAUACCACAGUCCAAUGGACCAAAUGGAGAAGAGUGGCUCCAUCACCAAAAUCAUCCGCUCCAACAGCUCCAUUGGCCAGAAGAACUUCGACCCGCCUCCCUUGGCUUGUAUCAACCACCACUUCCCACCCUCAACAUCCUGUCACAAUCACACCCUCCCUGAUCCUAGCCAACAGGGCAGCCAGGGCAAGUCACCCAUAGGCGACCCAUCUCUAGUCCGUAUCCCUCCACCUCCAGUCCACGAGCGCUCCUCAGGCGGGCACAACGGAAGCUCUCGUGGUGCUGCACAGCACCAUUCUCAUGGGGGUGAAAACAGGGUUGAGGAUGGGCAACCGUUGGCUCUUUCACAACAGCAGGCCGGAGCCGAGAGCGACACCUCGUUAUCCAUCCCCUCGGUGGACCACGAAGAACUAGAACGUUCCUUCAGUGGCUUCAGCAUCUCGCAGUCCAAGGAGAACCUGGACUUCCUCAACAACACCUACUUUGGUGGCGUGUCGCGUUGUGCUAAACAGAGGCCCUACAUUGCUGAGGGCGAGUCAGACACGGACUCCGAUCUGUGCGCCCUAUCUCCCCAUUCCGCAACUGGUGAAGGCGCCUACAGUGACAGAGGCUGGUCUGGACCCAAGUAAGUCUAGAAGGAAGGUCUCAAAGUGGGAUUCGAUCCAACCGAGAGCAGCUCAUAGAGCAAAGAACAUGCUGGACUGGGCGUAAAGCUGCAUUUGUGGGCACCAGUGUUUUAAAAGCACUGUUAAAUCUCACAAGCACAGCUCUGGGAACAGAAGAAAGGUGGUGAUGCCAACCACUGAAGUUUGAGAGUGUCUAGUACUAAAGAUUGGACAAGUAGAACUCAAGAAGGCUGUAAAAUGCAGAAAUGCCAGCGAUGACUUUGGGAACCAAGUAUUUGCUUAUCCAUUCGCUCAUACCAUGCCAAACGGCUGAAAAGGAUGGAUGUAAACGUAAGAAUGCUAAAAAGACAUUUUGAGAUGGGAGCGUGAGGAGGACACGAUGUAUUGACCAUUUCAUACGUGAUGCAUUUUCAUCCGUAAGAACACAUUCAGUCACACGUCAACAAUGUAUGGACACUCGCUGCAAAGGGUUACAUUGCAAAAAAUCAUGAGUAUUUUUGUCUUAUUUUACAGUGAAAAUAUCUAAUUAUUCUUAAAACAAGAUACAUUUACUUGUGAAGCAAAAUGACAUAAGAUAUUUAAAAAAUGUUAACAUUUAUUCUUAUAACAUGAAAAACUAUUUGCCAGUGGUGUAAGAAAAAAACUUGAUUCAAUGGGCAAACAAGUUUAUUUUUCUUACACCAUUGGCAAAUAGUUUUUUCUUGUUUUAAGCAUAAACCCCACCAAUUUUUGUUAGAUUUCUCUGAAAACAAAACUUAAUAUCUCAUGCCAUUUUUGCUUCUCAAGUAAUUUUUUUCUUGUUUUAAGGUUGAUUCGAUAUUUUUACCACAUAAAUACAGAAAACGAUUUUUUUUGCAGUGAAGUUCGCCCCAAAAUUCUGUCAUUAUUUACUCCUCUUGUUGUUCCACAUCUGUAUGUUGUCAUUUGUUUCUGUAGAACACAAAAGGAGAUGUUUUGAAGAAUCUUCUUCUUUUCUGUCAAGCUCCUAAAAGGACCAAAAAAAGCACUAUAAAAGUACUCCAACUGACUUGUAUUCUAUAUUCCAAGUCUUCUGUGGCUUUGUGUGAGAAACAGAUCAAAAUUUAAGACUGCAUGAAGUCAUUUUUCACUUGAAAUCUCGCCCUACGUCAAUGCUCUUAAAUCUCAUUCAUGCUUGUGUUCAAUUAAAAAUGGCGCCUUUGGGUUUGACGUCAUUGAGGCCAAGCAGUAUAUGUAUUUUAAUAGUUUUAAAAUGCUUAAAGCUUCCGCUUUGUGGAAAAAACAGUAACUUGUAAAUAAUGACAGAAUUUUCAUUCUGAGGUGAAGUUUCCUGUUAAGAAGUAUCCAGCCUGAUCUCAUGAAAAUUACGUGACUGCUGCAAAUUACAUUACAUGGUUCAUAACACGAAUCGCGACAGUUUCGAGUUGAAAUGUCCACAGUGUGGCGCUAAAAGCGAGUUAAAUUCUUUUAAGGUUAAUGCUCUAUCAAGUUUUAAAGAGCACCUAUUAUGGUUUUUAAAUGUUUAAAGGUCUCAUACAAUAGAUUUACAUGCAUCCAAGGUCAAAAAACACUUUAAUUAGCUCAUAAUUUAAAUUGCAGCAUUACCUUUUUUUCCCAGUGUCAAAAACGACUCGUUCAAUGAUCUGUUCUAAAGAUUCAUUCUAAACUCCUCCUUUCAGAGAGCCUACUCUGCUCUGAUUGGUCAGAUGUCCCAGUCUGUUGUGAUUGGUCUACCGCUUAGUGUAGUGUUUGAGGGCGGGUCAAAGCUGUUCGUGAGCAGCCAAUGAAGACCAGAGGCGGGUUUUUGUUACCAAAUUACGUAGGUUAGUACAGGAAGUAAGUGUGGAAUUACUAACGACUCGUUUCAGGUGUUCAGAAUCGGUUCUUUCUUUUGGGAGUCAAUAACGCCAUUUGUCGUGCACUUUGAUUUUUGAAACUUUGCAGACUUUUUUACAUUCACAAACAGCUAUAUAACACACUACAUGAAAGAUAAUAUUUGAAAAACAAUAAUAGGUGCUCUUUAAAUAAAAAAAACUGACCUCCCUACCAUAAACCAUAAACCUAACCGAUUGUGUCAUAAAAAGCAAAUGUGAGAUGAAAAACACAAUUGUGUCAUUUUGUGGUGCUUCUAUGACACUUUGGGCUCACGUGUGGACUCGUGUGCUCUUCAGGACUCAUACCCCGAUCCUUUACAUCACAAGUGCAACGCUUUAUCAGUCGAGCUACUGCACAAUUUGAUCGCAUUCGAACAAGCUUGUAAAUGUAGUUGAUUAUGUAAUGCAAACGUUAAAAUGAGACAUGCACUAUAGUAAAAGUGUUUAGAUGUCAUAACGGUGAAAAAUAAGUGUUUAUGAACUGCUUAUCUGCAGUUUUACUUGUGAUUUGUGUGAAAGUGAAUAAAAGUCGUUGUUGUAGCGCCUCUAGUGUUCAUUUCACUAGGAAACUGAAGUGAUACUGUACGUACAACGAGCCAUGUAAAAAUCAUUUAGCACAAAUGUAGUUAUAGUAACGUGAUUUUAAGAGACCAGGUUGGAAGAAUGCCUGUAGUACUAUUUCAUACUAUGUCAUCCAUGUUCGCUUGUGAAUGUACUUUACGACAGCUUGUGAAUUUUUACAAUCAUAACUUUUUAAAACCAGGUCACUUAAUUAUUAUCACAAUAUUCCCUUAAUACACAGCAAAAGUGAUUUUCAGGACAAGUAUUUUUGUCUUGUUUUCCUGUAAAAUUAUCGAAAGUUUCUUAAAACGUGAUUUAUUUACUUAAGCGAAAUGGGAUAAGAUAUUAAGGGGCAUCGGCGUCACCAGGUCAUUUUUCAGGGGCUUCAGCCCCGAAUGUAAUUUUAAAUAUAGGCUAUGCAAUAAUAUUGCUACAUUUUGUUUGAAGUUUAUGUGAUGUGAACCCACAACCCCACCCUACCCCCCGCUCCCGCUAAGCCCCGAACCUCCUCAAGUCCUAGAAAUGCCCCUGUUAAGGGGCCGUUUACACAACAACAUUUUGAACUAAAAACGGAAAACUUUUAAUGCGUUUUGGCUGUUCGUUUACACGACAACGGUGUUUUGGGGUCUGAAAACACAAACUUUUGAAAACGGGUUUCAAAGUGCACGUUUUUGAAAACGAUGCCGUUAUCGUCUCCGUGUAAACAUACAAAAAUGUGAAUUUGUGAAAACGAUGACGUCAUGCCCACGCGUAUUACGUGUUCAGUCUAUAAGCAUGCGCGCGAGACAUUCAAAACUACAAUGGUGGACUACAGGACUGUGUUUGUGCUGCUCAAGAUUUUGAGUUUAUUGACGCUUCUCCAGCAAAGUAAUUGUAGUAAUAAAGCAACCUAAUUGUCCGUUCAGACAAACUAUGCUCGAUGCUUUCGCCAUCUUCAUUGUUUGUAUUCACCGCUCUGUGGAAGAAUGCUUAUGUGCGCAGGUGCGUAGUGUUUCUUUACAAAGUGACAUCGCCAACUACUGGCCUGGCAUGCAUAAUACAGCGUUUUUAGUUGUUUUCGUGGAUCCGUGUGAACGGGGAUCGUUUUGACAACGUUGUCGUCUGUACGCGAAACUUUUCAAAAAUGCAAAGGAAAAACGUUAUCGUUUUUAGUACAUCGUUAUCGUGUAAACGUACCCUAAGUCUUGUUUUAAGAUAAAUCUGACAAAAUUAUGUGAAUUUUAGAAAGAAAAAUUUUUUUUAGAAAAAAAUCUAAAAACAAACAACAACAACAACAAAAAAACUUGUUUUCCCCUUGAAUUAAGUUUAUUUUUCUUACCCCAUUGGCAAACAGUUUUUUCUUGUAUUAAGAAUGCAUAUUUUCUUGUUUGCUCAGUAAAUUUGAUCAGAUUUCUCACAAAGCAAGACUUAAAAUCUUAUGCCAGUUUGCUUGUCAAGUAAAUAAAUCACAUUUUAAAAAUGUUUCGAUAUUUUUACUGGAAAACAAGACAAAAAUACUUGUCUUGAAAAUAAUUUUUUGCAGUGUACCACAUUGAAAUGUUAGAAAACUCACUUUAAGUAUGAAAUAUAGAAUACCACUUUCUCUGAAGUUUACCAUUUUUGGAAUAAUCCCUGAUUUAAUCAUUUGCAUGUUGAUCAAUUAGAAAUGUAAAUUUACAGUUAAUUUCAUACCGCAAAUGAACAGCUUCGAUAAAUGGAUAAAAAGCCUAAUAUUUUCGGCCAAUAUUUUUUUCUUUUCCUAAAGUUAAUAAGCUUUCCAAAGCAAUUAAAAAAAAUGUAUAUAAACUAUUUCCUUAACAAAUGAAGUGAACAUUUAAUAAUUUAAUGUCUGCUUCACAAUGUAUAAACAUCUUUUUAUCACUUGAGAUAUCACAUCACGUCUUUAAACAUUUUGACGGCCAUUUGUAGUAUGAAGUAAACUAACAUAAACUUGUUUGAUUGUCCAUUUGGUUUCCACUUUUGUUAGUGGAAACAACCAUUUUUAAUGCACUGAUAUCACUGAGAACACAUCAAAAUGUACAUGUCAUUUUGCCUUAUCAGUCUUGUUCUAAUGUAUUUGAUGUUUUGUUGCCUUUUGUAUUGGUUAAUGUAUUAAUUGAAACCAUAAUGAACUACUGGUCAAACACUGGUCACACUUAAACGGUCAUCUGUGUCAAAUGUACUGUACUAACACACUUUACACAGAAGUGUCAGAUCACUGAAAUGCACAUCUCUAAAGACGAUAGUGUAGUUUGCACCAUUCUGUCUUCCAUACAGCCUGUUUUACUGUAAAUAUCCACAAGAGGCCACAUUCUUUCUGUUACACUCCCUUUAAUGCUGUUUAUAUCUGUUACUUGUUGUGGAUACAUGAGAAGACAAAGGCGCUAAUGAAGUGGCCUGAUGUAUGUAUUUGGAUGCAAGAUGCUUAAAAAGUGGCAGAACGAAUGCAGUACAGAAAACCCCUAGUGAUAUCUGUAAUCAUCAGUCAUUUGCAUUUGAUUAUUGUCACAGCUGCCUUGUUUGGUCUGAAAAUAUUUUUUCCCCAUUCUGUAUUUUGCUAAAUUGCCUUUGGUAAUGCCAGCACAGUCUUGUGUGUUUUCUGUUAUGUAUUAAUGAAGAUUGUGAAUGUACUCUUGAAUGCAGUCAUACUUUUGGUUUGUAAGUUAUAGACUUUGAACCAUCACAUCACACAUUUUAUAGAUCUACACUUUAACAUGGGCAAACAAACUCUCAACCAACCUCUGAAGUGACUGAAACCAAUGCAUACAGGUUUUGGAUAUCUGCAUGAACCCUUAAACAAAAUUAACUUAAAUCUUUGGUAUAGUUGAGUUAGUUAACUCUUCUAAGAGGACGAGCUGGAUGCUGCACCACUUAACUAGCUUAACCAGCAAAUACUUGCGUGGUCAACCAGCAUCAACAGAAAGACCAUGAUGGUUGACCAGCUUCACUAGAUAAUUUUUGCUGGUCCACUAGCUAGACCAGAUCUAAUUAGCAUAAACCAGACUGGGCCAGCGAGGAAUUUCAAACUUGCAGGAAAGCCCGGUUUCACAUCGCACACAUUAGCGGCACAUAUUUAUUUUACCACCCAUAUUAUCAGUUUAGAUAAGCGUAGCAGCAAUUAGAGUUUCGGCAUUGUAGCUAGUGUGCUGAACUCAAAAGAGAGUGUCAUUUUGACAUGAUAUUUUAAUAAACCUGCACUGCAAAAAAUUAUUUAAGUUUAAAAUGAUGUUUUUUCAUCUUAUUUUCAUUAAAAAUAUCUAAAGACCCUUAAAACAAGAACAAAUGACUUGAGAAGCAAAAAUGGCAUGAGAUAUUAAGUCUUGUUUUCAAAGAAAUCUCACCAAAUUUGGUGCGGUUUAUGCUUAAAACAAUAAAAAACUAUUUGCCAAUGGUGUAAGAAAAAUAAGCUUGUUUUACCUUUGAAUCAAGUUUUUUUUCUUACCCUAUUGGCAAAUAGUUUUUCUUGCUAUAAUCAUAAACAUUGCUAAAUUUUGUUAGAUUUCUCUGCGAAAAAAGACGUUAUUUUAAUUAUAUUUUUGUUUUGUUUGAAGUGUAAUUUGAAUUUAGAAAUAUAUUUGGUUGAAUUUUUUCAUGUUUCAUUAGCCUAAAUGAAUUUAUUUUUUCAAAAUCGACCUGUAGAAGUGAUAUGCAUGCCGAUACAAUCACUGUUAUUGAUUUGUGUGUCAGUAGAUCAAAAUUAUUAAUAAUAAUUACAUUCUCCAUACAUCCAAAUCCUGACGAGAAUCACAUUUUCUAUGCAUUUCACUAACCUUGAAGGACGCAGUUAAUGCACAAAAGAAAGUAAAUCCAAAUUUCUGUACUUCUGAUUCAUUGCAUAUAGUCCAUUUACAGUAACAACUUCUUAUGAAUGUGCUGUUUUUGUUUAAAUUGUUGGCGCUUGAGGGGAUGGACUAUAUAAAAUGACGCAGACGCUAGAAUAACCGGAGAAGAACCUCAGAAGUAAAUUGCACGUGAUCCAGGCGUUUUCGCCAAACCCGCCUAGACUUACCACGUGCUUGCACGAAAAUACCAAAACUUCAUGCCCAUGCCCAUUGACUUUGCACUUAUGACUAAAGGCAAUGCACUGCGUUUAACACUUGCACUCUUAGAAUAGGGUCCCCUGUCUUGUUUUCAGAGAAAUCUAACUAAAUUUAGUGAGGUUUAUGUUUUAAAAUAAGAAAAAACUAUUUGGCAGUGGGGUAAGUUUAAUUCAGAUUUCUCUGAAAACAAGACUUUAUAUCUUAUGCCAUUUUGCUUCUCAAGUAAAUUGAUCUAAGUUUAAGAAUUUUUAGAUAUUUUUACUGGAAAACAACAGUGCAGUGUAAUGAAGCAACACAAAAUAAUGGAGUGAAUUACUGACCCAUUGGUUGAAAAAGACAUCUGUCGGGCUUGAUGCAACUUAAACGCACAUUGAGGGUGUUUACAUGCACAUAAAUAUGCUCAAAAAUCAGCAUAUUCAAAAAAUCAGACAAUGCAAGAAAACAGCGUUUACGUGAGACUUGAAAUAACCGGAUUAUUCUUUGCUUCUGAUUUCAAAACGUAAACAGUCACGCACACAAUGUUUGCGCGCAUUGGAUAAACGGGUAAGAACACCGCUAAUGGUGUUUCCAUUCAAAUGGGCAAAUAUCUAUGUGCUGAUCGUUUUUUGCCUAAACCAUUCAUGACCUUACUCUGAUAAAGGCAAACUGUUUAAGGAGUUUACAUGACCUACACGUUGUCGGCUUAUUAGCCACAAUCAGUAUAACUUUGGGGUUUGGGUUCUGUUCUGUGUAAAUUCAUUACCAUUUGGAUGUAAAUGUGAUCCCACUCCUCAUGUAAAUUCAAUUUCACGGCGUCGAAGUUUGUAAUAUUUAUCGAUGACUUAUUUCCAAUAACCGUUUCAUAGUUUAUGCCCAUUAUUACAGGAAAUACAUAAUAUAGUAACUCCAAAAAUCACUGUAAAACAUCAAUGCGAGUCUGCUGUUGCAUUAUAUUGCAUUGCAUUAUGCAUUUUAUUAUAUUAUUUACUCUCUUAAUUGUCUAAAGUAAAUCAAGAUCCUCAUGAUGGACCAAAACCUUUGUACUUUGAAUUUUAACAUUUGUUUGUAGCAAACAAGGUUGUCGAUGUCUGUAUCUCCAAACAACAAGAAAGAGCAAUACUACACGGGCCGCGCAUGUUACACAUCCAGAAAGCCUUAAGUUUCUUUUCUAUCUCUUACAUGAUUUGCAUUGACAACAAUGAUGUUUUACAGCAACUCGGUUCACCGCUAACUCACCAUGACUUUAGGAAAUGUCAUUUUGUCACCAGCAUGUUCCAAAGCCGCCAUAUUCUGUUUACUUGACAUGCUCUCAGAUCAAAUCCAUAACUGCUGUCUUUUCACAAAUGAUAAGCACUGCUGUCUUUUAUUUUUCUUCUUAAGAAAAGUAAAUGCUUGCCGGCAUGUUUUGAACCGCUGAAUGCCAUAUAUAUAGCUUUUGAUGAUUAUGUAGCAUAACCGUUGUGUACUCACUCAAUGAGCUCAUGAGAAAUGUACAAUAAAAAUAAAUUUUCACA
Messenger RNA from Myxocyprinus asiaticus (Chinese sucker), 10853 nucleotides. RefSeq names its product potassium voltage-gated channel subfamily KQT member 2-like. Gene Ontology annotation, biological process: transmembrane transport; potassium ion transport. The record is from RefSeq and is a predicted model, not a curated record. Gene Ontology annotation, molecular function: voltage-gated potassium channel activity. Gene Ontology annotation, cellular component: membrane. The transcript has 17 exons. The coding region runs from base 237 to 2930 and encodes 897 amino acids. NCBI's taxonomy places the organism in Eukaryota, Metazoa, Chordata, Actinopteri, Cypriniformes, Catostomidae.